CGUCAGCAAUAUGGCGUCUUCCAGGGGCGACGGUUGGGCCGGCCCGAACUGGCGGCGACCCGGCAUUGUGGCCGCCGCCGCCGCCGAAGGGGCGGCUUACCCUUCGGAAGCGGAAGCCGGGGCCGAGGGCCUCUAUGUGGCCGUGGAGCGCUGCCCCCUUUGCAACAGCACCCGCCGCCGCCUGACCUGCGCCAAGUGCGUCCGCAGCGGCGACUUCGUUUUCUUCGAUGGCCGCGAUUCUGAGCGGUUUUCUGAAAAAAAAGAGAGAUUAAAGCACCUUAGAAAGAAACAGCAUGAAUUCCAAUCUCAGUUGUUAAAAGCUAUAGAGGGGAAGCAGAUAGCAGAUCAACUGAGAUGGAAAAUAAUGUCUUGCAAGAUGAGAAUUGAGCAGCUGAAGCAAACAAUAUGCAAAGAAAAUGAAGAAAUAGCAAAAAAUUCAGAGUGGCUUCUUAGGAUUAAAGAUGAGAACCAGAAACUUUACCGAAGGGCUCAGCGCCAUCAGGACAAGAAGGAGAAAAUCCAGAGGCACAAUCGCCGGCUUGGAGAGCUAGUAGAGAAGAAGAACUAUGACUUGAGAAGCCAUCAUGAGCAUCUGGCAGAUCUCCGGCGGUCACAUGUCCUGGAAUUAACUUCUGUUAUAUUCCCUAUUGAGGAAGUGAAAAUCGGUCUGAGGGAUUCCACAGAUGUCUCUUCAGAGAGCGACAAUGCCAUGACCUCCAGCACAGUAAGCAAGCUUGCAGAAGCCAGGAGGACCACCUACCUUUCUGGGCGAUGGGUGUGUGAUGACCAUAAUGGAGACACCAGCAUUGGCAUCACAGGACCUUGGAUAACUCUUCCCAACAACGGGGAUUAUUCCGCUUACUACAAUUGGGUAGAAGAGAAGAAAACCACACAAGGACCAGACAUGGAGCAUAACAAUCCUGCUUAUACCAUCAGUGCUGCUUUGUGCUAUGCAACUCAGCUUACUAACAUUUUAUCACUUAUACUGGAUGUCAACCUUCCCAAAAAGCUAUAUAACAGUGAGUUCUGCGGAGAAAAUCUUAGCAGGAGGAAAUUCACCUGGGCAGUGAAAAAGCUAAAUGCCAAUAUCCUUUACCUUUGCUUUUCUCAGCAUGUCAACUUAGAUCUUCUGCACCCUCUACAUACACUCAGAAACUUGAUGUACUUGGUCAGUCCUGAGACAGAACAUUUGGGAAGGUCUGGACCAUUUGAGAUCAGUGCUGAUUUGGAAGAUUCCAUGGAGUUUGUGGACCCCAGCGGUGCUGGUGAAACAGAUGAGAGUGGAGAUGAGCACAUAAGUGAUGAAGAAACUGACCUUGGAACAGACUGGGAGAACCUGCCCAGCCCACGGUUCUGCGAUAUCCCCUCCCAGCCAUUAGAGAUGCUGCAGAGCCAGAGCACGCAGGCUUCUCAACCGAUAGCCAGCAGCAGUGCUGGUGGCAUGAUCUCCUCAGCAGCAGCCUCAGUUACCUCUUGGUUUAAGGCGUACACUGGACACCGCUAAGAAAUAGUUGGGCCUCUAUGACCCACCGUCACUGUAGAAGACUUUGUGAGUCAGUUCGGUAGUGCCUGGAACAACAGGGGGGUUCUGACAUUCAUUUGCAGAAUCCCCAGCAACUCUUCUUUUGCCCAAGGUGUAAGUUCCUCCCAUUUUCUGACACCUGCAAUGGAAUUCAGCAGUUCUGAGUCACAGUCUGUGUGUGUGUGUGUGUGUGUGCUGAAGAGGAAAGAAUUACCUGCACAUUUUGUUUCUAGUCUGUAUUUUUUAAAAGAAGCUAAGAAAGGCAAUCAUUUGAAGCAUGGAAACAGGAAGAGAAUCAUGGAAGAAAGCAAUGUGAGAGUCAUGCAGAUGCUUAAACUCACCCUGGUCAAUUGGUUCUAGCAAUGCCCUUGGACUUCUUGGUUUUAUGGAGUGUGCAUCAUUUACAAACUUACCACACAAAUGUACAUUUCAGGAAUCUUCUGGCAAAUGAUGCUUUUUUAAUGAGUUUCUAAACUCUGUUGCCAUAAUUUUAAUACAGAAAACCAUCCUUUAAAAAAAAAAAAAAAGCUACUGGCGAUAAUUAUAUCUUUUGUAUGUGUUGCAUUCAUCCAUUAGAAGAUCUUUCUGAAUAUUUUUCACAGUGAGCCAUCCAGAGUUCCCAGGCUCCUUGUUCUAGCACCCGACACCAAAGAAAGGCUGGCCCAUAAUAAUUUGCAAAUAUAGAGCCACACUGCUGUCGUCAGAAAGUUUGUGUCCAUACAUUCUUUCAUAGGGUGGAAGCACACUUCUCCUGCAGUUUGGUUUUGUGUACUACUUGUUCUCUGUCUUUUGGAAAGCUGGCACUCUGGAGAUGAGAACAUGAGGACUUCUCCUCCUUUUUGUGUCCCGUUAGUGGAUACAGCAUGUUGUACAUAGAAUUUAAAUCUGUUGUGAUUUUGUUUUGAAUUUUGGAGGGAUUUUGGAAGUAAAAAAGCUUUCCAUUUUCAUUGUAUUAUUCUUGUCCAUCUUUCUUUAAAGUGGGUUUAUAUAUUAGAUCUAUUUCAGAUGCUUCCUGGGCCGUCAAUCAUUUUGCGUGUCUGUUGGUGUUUUUCUUUGUCCGCACAGUGUUGGCUGUCCAUGCUGAGAUCAGAACUUGGGGGUUAGGCAGUUUUUCAUUACUUUUCCCAUUAAAAAGGACGAGGGACAGUCUUGCAAGUCAGGCUAAUUUGAGGAUUCAUCACAUGUCUUUCAUACCAACAUAUCUUUUACUUGAUCAUAAGAAUGAUUGAUUCAUUGAGCGCAUCUUCCAAACCAUCAUGUGUGAAACUCCAGAGGAAAAAAAUAUCCGUAACCGACAGGUCUGGGUAGGGAUUGCUUAUAUUGUCAUGGAGUAAGGAGAAAAUGGCAUGUAGUCAUUUGCUCCUUCAUAAAGCAGUUUCUGCCUUCAUAUUGCCUAGUGAUCCAAAAUAAAUUGGAUAGGCAACUAUAGCUUCUGUUCCAUCAUUUAUAUGCUGCCUGAUUUGUGGACUCUGUGUUUUUAGUUAAUAGUCCGAGCAAUGUGAGUUUUAGAUGUUUUUCUGCCUUGGAGCCAGUUCAGCCUUUCAGCAGAGCAGGUACACCCAUAAUGUGGAAUAUCCUCCCUGGAAGAAUGCGCACACAAUGUUUGUCCGACAUUAAUGCUUUGGCGAUUCUGUGUUGGGCGCUUUUUUCCUAUAUUACAAAGAUUUGCAAUUAUGCAAGAACUUCUAAAUUGGCAAAUAAGUUUUAUUCAGUGUUUCUGUGAUGGUCUUCUAUUUAAGCCUGGAGUGCAUAUAAGGAAUUGCAUAGGGUUUUAAGUAACUUUGCUAUGCAGAUUCCCCCCCCCCACCCCCCUCCCCCCUGGCCAAAUAAGGAUUUAUCUGGAGGAUAGGGAAACUACUCCUUUAUAUUUCUGUUGCUAAACCAAAGAUUGCUUUAGUUAGGUGUUUUUAUUUAAAGCCAGAUGGUGUGAUUCUUCCAUUCUUAAGACUUAGUAUAGAAAGAUAGCAAUACAAUGAUCCACAAGCAUGUCUUUACUGGCUUCUGUAGAAGCCAUGUCAAUUUACAAAGUGGCAGUGGAUGGAAUUGUGACUGACUUUGGGCUUUGUCUCAAAGAUCUUUGGUGACAUGGGAUUGUCCUCUUACCUACUUCUGUUAAUGAAACAAGUGGAAAUUUGUAAGAAGAAAGGCACUUUAUUAAUUGCAGGUGAUAUGGGCUGCGUAACUUUGUGACUGCAGGGGAGGAUCGCAGACGGGCUCUCAACACUGUAAAUACCUUUGCUUUUCCUCUUCUGUUGUGUGUUCCUUUUUUCUCCUGCUUAUUUUUGAAUGCAAACACUUGGAAAUCAUUUCUAGUGAACUGAGGGAAAUAAGUUUAAAAGCCAGUAAGCCAUGAAUCCUUUUUGCUUGUCAGUUUCAACUUCUUAAAAUGGUGCCUCUCUCCUUCAACAGUGGAACAUUGCUUUGGAGGCCACCAAAAGGCAUCCAAAUAGUAAUAAGGUAGGGUGCUGCUCCCUUUCAAGGAAAAAAAAAUGUAUUUUUUUAACAUUUUUACACUUCUAGAGCUGUCUGGAGAAGCUACAAAUACGUUUCUAAAAUUACCGUGCAAUAGAGGAACAUUCUGCUUCAUGGACAGGGAUACCAUUGAUGGGUAUCCUGGGUUUUACAUCACUAAUUGCGCAUUUUGCAAGAUGUUACGGUAUCAACAAAGGUACAGCUGUAUGUUUAGGCCCAAGAAUCUCAACAUGCUUAAUGGGCUACUAGAAAUACAGUAAGCGGUUCGCUGCUUGAAAAUUGGUUCUCCAAACAAGGAUUGCUAAUUGAAUAUCUCUAAAUCCAUAGCUUCUUUUUUUUUUAGCUCAUGACCUUGUGGUGCCACUUUCAAAACUAGUAGUCCUAACUAAAUGCAAAUGUGUUUUUAAAAUUGUACUACUGCAAUAAAUCUUUGGGGUUUUUUUAAA
This is a messenger RNA of Pantherophis guttatus, 4440 nucleotides long. It is a transcript of the gene ATG14, whose product is annotated as autophagy related 14. Gene Ontology annotation, biological process: mitophagy; autophagosome membrane docking; autophagosome assembly. NCBI's taxonomy places the organism in Eukaryota, Metazoa, Chordata, Lepidosauria, Squamata, Colubridae. The record is from RefSeq and is a predicted model, not a curated record. Gene Ontology annotation, cellular component: autophagosome; extrinsic component of omegasome membrane; phosphatidylinositol 3-kinase complex, class III. Gene Ontology annotation, molecular function: phosphatidylinositol 3-kinase regulator activity; protein-membrane adaptor activity.